Rattus rattus (black rat) is the source of this 2755-nucleotide messenger RNA. RefSeq names its product BORA aurora kinase A activator (gene Bora). The transcript has 12 exons. Gene Ontology annotation, molecular function: protein kinase binding. The coding region runs from base 289 to 1956 and encodes 555 amino acids. Gene Ontology annotation, biological process: regulation of mitotic spindle organization; activation of protein kinase activity; regulation of mitotic nuclear division. Lineage: Eukaryota; Metazoa; Chordata; Mammalia; Rodentia; Muridae. The record is from RefSeq and is a predicted model, not a curated record. Gene Ontology annotation, cellular component: cytoplasm; nucleus.
CAUUGAGGGAGUUAAAGAGUCGGCGCCUGCGGUGGGCCCUGCGGGGUGCUAGAACUUCCACGUUACCCACGAAUGUCGGUCCGUCCUCCGUGGCCCCAGGCCUGGACUCCGGUCUCGAGUUGGACCGCUCUGGUUUCCUGGCUGCAGACGUGCCUGUGCGCUCGCCUAGGUGUGAAGGGGAGCAGAGAGGGGGACGCCUGGAAGCUGAAUGGUCGCUGGAAGUGACGUCUCUGCUGGUACGGAGGGAGCCCGCUCAACUUUGGUCUUCCAAAAUUUGCUUCCUGGGCUAUGGGAGAUGUCAGCGAAUUAAAAAUGCAAAUAACACCAGCAACUCCAGGAAGGAUCCCUGUUUUAAAUCCCUUUGAAAGCCCCAGUGAUUAUUCUAAUCUCCAUGAACAAACCCUUGCUAGUCCUUCUGUCUUUAAGUCCACAAAACUACCAACUCCAGGGGAAUUUAGGUGGUCUAUUGAUCAGCUGGCUGUAAUAAAUCCUGUAGAAAUAGACCCAGAGGAGAUUCAUCGUCAGGCUUCCUACUUAAGUCUUUCUCGAAUAGAUAAAGAUGUGGAAGACAAAAGACAAAAGGCCAUUGAAGAGUUUUUUACUAAAGAUGUCAUUGUGCCCUCGCCCUGGACCGAUCAUGAUGGAAAACAGCCUUCCGAGCUUCAUCCCAGUAAAUGCUUAACUAGCAAUAGUGACUCUCCUGUUGGGAAAAAGCCGAGUCUUCCUUCUCAGAAAUGCAAUGCUGCCUGCCAGACUCUGCUCUCUCUUCCUGUGGAUUUUAAUUUGGAAGCCGUAUUAGGAGACUACUUUAGAGCGGAUGACUCUGUGGACCAAUCUCCCGGGAACCUCAGUUCUUCGUCUCUCAGAAGAAAGCUCUUUUUAGACGUGAAUGGGAGCAUCUCCGACUCCUUACCUUCAGCUUCUCCCAGAAGUCCUCCCAGCAGUGCCCGAGGAUCUCUUGAGGUGUUUUCUCCAAUGGAUUUGUCUCCUUUACACUCUAGCAACCGUGUGCAGACACCGUGUGCCGGACAGUUUUCUUCCAGCCCCAUUCAGAACAAUGCAAAAAAGUACAGUUUGGGAAGCUUAACCACCAGCCCAUCGGCCAUCUCUUCACCUACGUUCUCACCAAUUGCACUUCAAGUAGGAAGGACACCGCUCUCAGAGCACAGGAAGUUUACAUUUCAUUCUCCUGAAGCUUCCUCUGGAGGAAGUUCUACUGGGAUUGCUAAUCCAAGCAUCAGGAGUCCAUAUAUAGAUGGCUGCUCACCAAUUAAAACUUGGUCUCCUCGGGGACUCCGAGGUGGUCCUCAGUGUUUGUCGUCACUGAUUCGGGUACCUUUUGCUCUUGAGGCUCACAGCGAAGAUGAAGACGACGACGUUUCCUCCACAGACGCGGCUGCACUAGGCACACAUGCGGUGGCAGCCCCCCCCCAGCAGUUGAACUGUGAGCCUCUGGCGUGUGGCGACCCUUUCGUUGUCAGUGCCGUGCCUGUCACUCAGAGUCAGUCUAGUACCUGUGAGGAAGACCUAGGGCUGCUGGGGGACUUUGAAAGUGAAAGGGACCAUGACACCGUGGAUAUGGUCGAUCCGAUAGACACAGCGGAUGAAAGCACGUGGAUAAAAGAGCCCGUGGGUAAUGGGAAUUCCCCCAUGGCUGAGUUUGUGAGUGGAAUUGCCUUCAGCAUUGAGAACUCCCACAUGUGCAUGUCGCCUCUUGCAGAGAGCAGUGUUCUGCCCUGUGAAAGCAGUAAUGUCCAGAUGGACAGUGGCUAUAACACACAGACUUGUGGAAGUAAUAUCACUGAUAUUGUUGGGACAGAAAGCUACAGCAAAGAAAAUGUCACACAGUCCUUUGAAGCAGAAAUGAAACCUCACGUUAAUAACAUAAAGCAAGAUCACGCUGUGCAGAGGUGUUGGAUGAAAACUACAAGUCCAUCUCAGUGCAGCAGCCUGUAGUCUCAAGACCAAAGACUGCCACUCAGUAGCCCCUGAUGUAUUUAUAAGGGACUUCGAGUUAAUGUGAUGGUGAUGGGGGUACCUGCUUCACGUAAUAUGCCUAGUUCCCUCCUUAAUGUGAAAAGCUGCAAAGGAAAUUAUGACAGGACCAGAUGCUCCAAGUUGUUAAAUUACACAUUUAUUUUUUAAAAAUCAAUAAAUAUUUUUAUAUUUGCUUUGCGUGGUUUGUUUAACAAAAAAUUAUGACAGACCUCAUAGAUCUAUCCUGUCCUACAGGGUCAAUGAACUGCUUUGCUUAAGACUUUGAAUGGUAGUCUUAAAUUUAUCAAUUCUUGGGACAUGAGAAAAAUGUUGAAACAAUGCACUAUAUAUAUUUUUAUAUGAAACUGUGAAAGAAAUCUUGAGAUAUAAAACUUACUAAAGGUAAAAAGAAAGUAAAAUGGACUUCCUAAAAUUUAAUUUCUGUGAGGAAAUCACUUGGUUCUUGGUAUAAUCACUCUAGUUAAUACUCCCAACUAGAAAUGUAGAAAGGUGCUACUGGGCACCAUCCUGUAUGCUGUCAUCCGCAGGGUGAAUAAAGGAUGCCACAGUAGCACCAUUCCUAGGAUUUGGUAGGGAGAUGAACGGAGACAAUUGGGAAAGAGCUAUAUAAAAUACACUGUAAAACUCUGUAUGAGAAAAAGAUGGAUAUAAUGUGUUUGAGAACAAAGACUGUAUUUUUGUACUCCUCUUAAAAACAACAUACUCAAAAUGACUCAUUAGUCCUAGAAAAUAAAGAUUUACUCACCUUUCUGCCAUC